This is a messenger RNA of Komagataella phaffii GS115, 468 nucleotides long. RefSeq names its product 40S ribosomal protein S11. Gene Ontology annotation, biological process: translation. The record is from RefSeq and is a predicted model, not a curated record. NCBI's taxonomy places the organism in Eukaryota, Fungi, Ascomycota, Pichiomycetes, Pichiales, Pichiaceae. Gene Ontology annotation, cellular component: cytosolic small ribosomal subunit; ribosome. Bases 1 to 468 code for a protein of 155 amino acids. Gene Ontology annotation, molecular function: structural constituent of ribosome. The transcript is spliced from 2 exons.
AUGGCUACCGAAUUGAUUGUUCAGUCUGAGAAGGCUUUCCAGAAGCAACCUCACAUCUUCACCAACCCAAAGGCCAAGGCCAACAAGCGUACUAAGAGAUGGCACAAGGACGUCGGACUGGGAUUCAAGACCCCAAAGUCCGCCAUCGAGGGUUCUUACAUUGACAAGAAGUGUCCAUUCACUGGUACCGUUUCCAUCCGUGGUAAGAUUCUGACCGGAACUGUUAUUUCUACCAAGAUGCACAGAACCAUCAUCAUCAGAAGAGACUACUUGCACUACGUUCCAAAAUACAACAGAUACGAGAAGCGUCACAAGAACGUUGCUGCUCAUGUUUCCCCAGCUUUCCGUGUCAACGAAGGUGACUUGGUCACUGUUGGUCAGUGCAGACCUCUCUCCAAGACUGUUAGAUUCAACGUUCUGAAGGUUACUCCUGCUGUCGGUGGUAACAAGAAGUUCUCCAAGUUCUAG